GCUUAAAUUCUGGCGCGCAUUUCGUUGAUGAUAAUUUGGCGCCAUUUCCAUUCACUCCUACGUGCCUUGGAAGUAACUCUGCAAAGUCGAUAUCUUUAGGCAACAAUGACUGCAGUAGCCCACCAGCACCUCCCGUUUCAGCGACAAACCUUCCCACAACAUGGGCAGAUUCAGGUUAUAUUCGGGCCGAUGUUCUCUGGCAAAACGACUGAGCUUAUCAGAAGAGUUAAGAGAUAUGGAUUUGCCAAUUACAACUGUUUGCUAGUGAAGUAUGCCAAAGAUCUGCGAUAUGAUGACAUCUGUGUUGCCACUCAUGACAGGCAAGUUGCCAAGGCAGUAUCCUGUACUGAGCUGAAAACAAUAGAAAAUACUACCUCAGAAUACGAUGUUAUUGGGAUUGAUGAAGGCCAGUUUUUUCCAGAUGUUGUUACGUUCUCUGAAAAAAUGGCAAACAAAGGAAAAACAGUAAUAGUUGCUGCUUUGGAUGGAACUUUUCAGAGGAAGGGUUUUGGCUCAAUAUUAGAUUUAGUUCCACUUGCAGAAAAUGUUAUUAAACUUAGUGCUGUUUGCAUGAAUUGCUUCGGAGAAGGCUCUUUUACAAAACGAUUUGGUUCUGAAACUGAGGUUGAAGUCAUUGGUGGGGCAGAAAAAUACAUGGCAUCUUGUCGUUUGUGUCAUUUCAAGAAAUUGGAUAGAAUCAGCAAUGUUGAAAACAUAAAGGAGAACAAAGAGAACAUAAACGAUCCAAUCAAGAAGCAUGCAAACGAAAAUAAAGUCAAUGAACUUAGGAAUCCACUGAAGCAUAAGACACGUCCAGGCACAUGUUUGCAAUCAAUUGAGAACAUUGAUUCUUGUCAACCAAAGAAGAUAAAGUUAGCUGUUUCGUAAAUAAAUUUUGUUGAGCUUGAUAAGGCAAAGUUAAGAGACAAAUUGAGUUCCAGGUUGUUGCCUUUUCUUUUAGUGUAGAUAUAUUUUCUCUGAAGCUCCUUAGCAUAUUAUUUUCAAAAUUGGCUUCUUGGGAAUAGAUAUAAGCAGGUUGCCAUAAUUCUUAUCACCUACUUUUAAAAACCUCUGCUUGAAAACCGCUUUUUAUCAGAAGAAUUAAUUUUGGUUUAAAUGCCUGAUGAAACUCAUUCUGAAACAUCAUUUUAGAUGUAAAGAUUAACUGUUCUUAAUUGAUUUUAUAUUAAAUUCUUAGGUUAUAUCAUGUACAAAUUUUCUUACCAUUUCAUUCGUUGUCGAUUUUGUAUUUGUUUUUAUGUAUCAUUUUAUUAAAAAUGAAAAGUAUUUUCA
Rhopilema esculentum is the source of this 1293-nucleotide messenger RNA. RefSeq names its product thymidine kinase, cytosolic. Gene Ontology annotation, molecular function: thymidine kinase activity; ATP binding. The record is from RefSeq and is a predicted model, not a curated record. Gene Ontology annotation, biological process: thymidine metabolic process. Lineage: Eukaryota; Metazoa; Cnidaria; Scyphozoa; Rhizostomeae; Rhizostomatidae.